Molecule: messenger RNA, 1234 nt
Organism: Mercenaria mercenaria
Lineage: Eukaryota; Metazoa; Mollusca; Bivalvia; Venerida; Veneridae
Exons: 8
Coding region: 1-1209 (402 amino acids)
Source: RefSeq, a predicted model, not a curated record
AUGGGACCUCCUUGGCAGAGUGGUUUAUGUUGCAGAGUGUCAGCAAUACAAGAGUUUUAUUGUAACAAAGGUAAAAAGGAAACAAUAACAGAAGUGAAUGAAGGUAUCAUCAAGACUCUAGAGCCAGGAAGUGAGUUCUACAGUAACGAUCUGACCUGUGGAUGGGAACUUGAUGCAUCAGAAAAUGGGCGUAUACAGUUAACUAUAGAGUCGGUGGAUCUACAGUGGAAUCCUGAGUAUUCGACGUGCUCCGGAUACGAUAAUCUUGAAAUACGUGAAGGAACAGAAAAAAACAAUACGCAGUUAACAUCCAUAUGCCAUGCUAAGAAUCCCUACAGUGUGAUUUCUAGAGGGCGUUAUUUGUACCUGAAGUUCAGCUCUAACCAUCAAAAUUUUGACAACAGGAGAGGAAUCCAAAUAAGAUUUAAAACAUUCAAAGAUCAGUACUGCCCACCAGAUUGGUUUCAGGUUUCACCAUCAUCAGAAGAUUGUCUCAUGAUUGGUUUCAGCGGAAAGGCAGAUUGGAGCCGGGCUCAAGAUGUCUGCAACUUCAAUAGAGCAAAUCUUGCUAGCAUCUUAACAGAAUUUGAAUUAAACACCAUUUUAGACCAUGGAAGAAAUUCAUCUUCAACCUUGACCACAGCAUGGAUAGGUCUCAGUGACCGUGAAAUAGAGGGUUUAUUCAAGUGGAUAGACAGGCACAAAUUGUCAUACGAAAGGAAAAAGACAGGGAUAAGAUAUGAUACCCACUGUGUUGCCCAAGAUUUCACUACAGGAGAUUGGAGUGUUCUGAAAUGUGAUAGUCUACAAAACUAUAUCUGUAAAUGUAAAAAAGAUGGCAGCACUGUAUUGUAUCAGGCUGACCCUGCUACUCCACCUCCUGAUGAAGAUGAUGAUGGCACCAAAAUCUUUCUGAUUGUGAUUCUUGUUGUUGUGUUCAUAGUUGUAAGCUGUGUUGCCAUUGUUCUUUUCUACUGUUGUUACUGGCGCAAGAGAGAACCACAUGGCAACUCAAGAAAGAAAAAGGAGAAUGUUGAAAAUGAGAAUUUAUCUGGUGCAAGACAAUUUACUCCACUUGAACGCCAAGGUUCAGCACCUUCAGCCCCACCACAGGAAGAUGUAAUGUUACACGAUCCGCAGAUGGUGGCGCCACCUACGUAUGAAGAAUCUCGUUAUGAUCCCAUUGCAGUAUCUCCAUCAACAUACUGAUUGCCAUUGAUAUUAUUAUUUUAUU